ACCUGUGAGAUACACGCUGCAAGGCCGCGCAAUGUGGAGCUUCUUCACUCACAAAUAAUCAUUUCUCUUCAUUGAAUGUACCCUUUCUUCAAAUAAAUAAAAGAGAAAUUAAAAACACACCACACUUAGAAGAACAGAGAGAUAAGAGAGAAAAAGAAGAAGAUCUAAUCCAUGGGUGGUUCCACAAGCAAGCAAAAGAGAAACACUACUAGGAGAAGUAUCAAGGGGAGAUCAAAUGAAGAGAGGAGAAGGCGGACAAGAAGGGAGCUGGAUGAGAAAGAGAGAGUCAUUUCGGCUCUGAAGAUGGCUGAGACAGAGUGGAGGAAAGAUAGGAAGAAUCUGAGAGAAGAGGUGAAGAAGCUGAGGCAAAAGAUGCAAGAGAAAGAAGAAGCAAAGGCGAAACAACGCGAGUGGGAAUGGGUCGUGGAACAGAUGCGCUUAGAGAGAGCUGUGAGGGAAGAAGCUGUGGAGAGGUGGAAACAACUCUAUUUCGCUAUUAAGACUGAGCUUGAUGAUCUGAUCCACACAACAUAUGGAGAGACACUGCGACAGAAACCGCAUGAAGGAGAAGUAAAGAACACAGUGCAAGAACUCAAGAAGGAAGUUAAAGUUAGGGAAGAAACCAUUGAGACACUCAAAGGGAGAAUAGCUUUGAUGGAGAAACAAAGACUUGGGAAGGAAAGAGAAAUCGAUUUGCUGAGACAGAGUCUACGAAUCCUCGGCAGUAGCAGCGGGAAGAACAAGGCACCUUCAUCUGCUCCCAAAAAUCUGCCGACAUUCAAAACAAAAUUCAUCGCAUGUAAAUAAACAGCUCCUUUAGUCAUAUAUUAAAUCACUUCCCCACAGGGAUUGCUGAAUAAGUAGUAGACUCAGUAAGGUUCGAGACACUGUAAGCCAUUUAUUCCUGUAUAUACUUCACAAGUAAUAUAAUAUCAAGCAUCAAGAAAACACGGGGGUUAAAAAACACG
Molecule: messenger RNA, 968 nt
Organism: Brassica oleracea var. oleracea
Lineage: Eukaryota; Viridiplantae; Streptophyta; Magnoliopsida; Brassicales; Brassicaceae
Product: trichohyalin
Exons: 2
Coding region: 172-807 (211 amino acids)
Source: RefSeq, a predicted model, not a curated record